Messenger RNA from Falco peregrinus (peregrine falcon), 5419 nucleotides. RefSeq names its product UDP-glucuronosyltransferase 2A2. Lineage: Eukaryota; Metazoa; Chordata; Aves; Falconiformes; Falconidae. Gene Ontology annotation, molecular function: UDP-glycosyltransferase activity. The record is from RefSeq and is a predicted model, not a curated record. The transcript has 6 exons. The coding region runs from base 2994 to 5108 and encodes 704 amino acids.
UAGUCCAGAAGCUGCUUUAUUGCAAUAACUGAAAGGCAAAUCACAGAGUCACGUAGUGCUUCUCAGGGCAAAAUCUUCCAGUUUCUACCCUGGCACUGAAUUUUUGAGGUGCUGGCUGGCAUCAGGGUUUUCUGGAAAUAAACGUGCCAGGUACACUGUAACCCUCAUUCAGCAAAAUGGUGAAAAGUCCCGUAUGUGGAAAACAUUACUUUGUAUUGCCUAACUUUUGCUUGAGUCGCCCUUGCCUCGAAAAGCCUGUUGUUAUUCAACAAGGCUGGUGGUUGCAUCAGCGCCUGCAAGUAUUUCAGCUUGGUAAUGCUAGAUCAGACACUUAACACCAUCUGCUUUCUUCAGCCUCACUUUUCUCUCAUUUGCUGGAUUUUGUCCUUUAAUCCUUUCAAAAUGCUUACCUUCUCUGCAUUAAGAAUAAUCUGAUAUUGUCUUUAAAAGCUGGCCAUGGAAACAAGACAAAUUUAACUCUCUGUUUCCCCUAGUAAUAGCUCUCAUUUGCUACGGAGGAAUUAGUUACUGAGAGGUUAGAAAAAAACAACAACCACGAAACCAAGCUCCCAUCUGCCCUAGGUCACAUGAACAUAGCCUUUCAAUAGUUGCUGGAAAAUGUUUAACUUUCUUCUAGGACUUACUGUAAUGAGCUAAAUUAGAUUGAAAAAAGCUAUUAUCCUGAAUACAAAGGUGUAUGGAGAGACUAUAGUGACAAUCCUGCCUGGAAGGCCAAACUACUGUUGAAACAUACUGGCAUAAUUGCCCUGAAUUCUGAGAGUUUAGAAAAAGUCAGGUUGAAUAUUAUGGACAAUAUUUAAAAAACAUAGGGGUACCUCUUUAGAUUCCUGUGUUUUCAAGUCAUUAAAAACUUGCCUAGAUCUCCAGAAUCAAGAUCCACACACCAAGCACAGGUAACAUGCCAACUUUUGAAAAACUCCGCAAACAAACCACAUGAUUUUCUCUUUGUUCCUGUGGACAGUAUAUAAACAAGUCUAUUACUUAACAAACAGUUUUGUUUUGCCAGAUGGGACCCUAAAGGGAGUGAAAAAUCUUUUUUAGCAGUCAGACACCAUAUUUCUGAGCUACAGGAGGCAAAGUCCUUCUGAGAAUCUGGCUCUGUAAAUAACAUUAUAAUAUAUCCUAGCAUGGGAAAGACCAUCUUGACUAUUAAAUUACUGGAGCAUAACAGAACAAUGAAUAAUCUCGGCAUAAAUGCCCUAUGAUCAUCCCAUAUUGUAUUACUUCCUCCUUUUGAAAAGCUCAAUUUAGAGCGUAGCUUAUUUAAGCUUCUUCUGCCCAGUACCCAACCUCACCAGAGCAUCGCCGGCACAGACGAGGUGAGCAGCAAGAAACAGAAGCAAACCAGUGUUGCAAAUUGCAUCUUGCAACUCAGAGCAUGAUGCUUCUGUACCUUGGAAGACUGCACUAGGUAAGAGGUUUUCUGCAGCAUGGUUGAUAUUCAUGCCCUAAAUUGUGUUGGAUCAAGUGUAUCGUUACGUGCAUGGGUUUUAGUUGUCGUUUUGGCGCCCGACGGUCAAGUGCUCCUUCCAGGACACACCACUUCACAUUCAAGCACCAACUUUCCAAGUGACAGCCCCCCCAGAAAACGCGGGGUUUGCUCUGAGAAGCACCUUUAGGGGCCAGGAGGGCCCCAGACCCGUGUUUAGAUACCUGAACUGAGCCCACAACAUAGCCAGGUUGGUGGUGAUGUGCCUGACAGUAGCAAUGUAUUAAGACUUGUCUAGGAGCAGUCAGAAGACACCUGUCACAUAUCAGAACAAACUACAUGUUAUUAUUGGCAUUAUCAUCACUCAGAUGAAGGGUUUGCUGCCUUCUCUCAGCACGGGGAACACCAGCACUCCUAACAUCUCACCCUGAAAAAGGAUGCUGCUUCCAAGUCAGCCACUUAAAUGCACCCUGGGGCUUCUCCUUCGGCCUGCCUCUGGCAUCACUUUCAUGGCAGCGAUGUUCCACUGCUGUUCAUGGGAGCAACGCAAGUGAUUUGUUUCAGUAACAGAACUGGCACCCAGAGGACUGGCUCACUUGCAGUUUCCUCCGUAAAGAUGCACCAACUUGAAUUAAUGGUGAAGCCUGGAGAGGCAGUAGCUCUCUGCAGGGGCUGGGGCAGGACUGCCAGUAAUUUGUAUUAUUUACCAGUGGGGACAUGGCUGUAGAAGGGUUGAGGAGGCUUAAGGAUGCCUACAGUAUAAUUUGCCGUUGCUAGCCCCAUCAUAGGUGUCCCUCCACCUUGUGUUGGCAGGGCUGUUGCCCCAGGUCAAGCAAUAUCUUCAAGAAAUCACUCCCUGUAGCACUGUUGCCUGUCAGCUAAGUAAGCCCCUGUGCUGCUUCUGGAAGGAAAAGUGGAGAAAGAGAAAUAUAUCUUUAAGUGCAGGUAGUUUUUCUGCCAUAAGUAACAGAAACAUUACAAUAUACAGAUACCACAGCUGUUGCAAUUGAAAACAGGUAUUUUAACAUCAAAUGUGGUCAUGUGUUCUCUGGUAAAUCUCAGUAUUUCUCCAUUGCUGGCAGUGAUGACACUUACUUGCUAAUACAGUAAAUCUGCCAGCAUUUCCUGAUACAGUGAUUACACAGCUAGAAGACACCCCCUGUUAUUUGCUUUUAUUUCCUGGUAAAGAUUCCUCAGGAAAACUACAAAAAAAUAUAAAAAUUAAAGGAAUAAAUCCUUCUUGUGCAAAGGGAGUAGUUUGAAGGCAGAUCUUUGACAGCAGUGAAGAUUGUUUUCACCCUGCUAAACCAGGGAAAGGAGCUCCCUUGGGUGGGGGCGGGGAAGGGUAGAGUAAAUCAUCAAACAUUCUGUUCUGUCUUUUCAGACCUGAGACCAAACGUGGGUUUUAAAGGCCCCACCUGUGCAACAGCAAACUCUUCCUUUUGCUAAAAGUGCUAGUGAAAAGCCAUCAAACAGAACACACAGGUGCAGCACUCCUAACUGGAAGGGAAAACUCCCAGGCUAUCUAGCCCUUAAUCCUGCCAUGGCCACAAAAGCUAUGGGGUCUAAGAAAUACCUCCAGCUGCUCCUUUUUCAGGUCGCUCUUCUAGGGCCUGUCUUCUGUGGGAACAUGUUGGUCUGGCCAACAGAAGGCAGCCACUGGCUGAAUGUGAAGAUAAUUAUAGAGGAGCUCAUCCGCCGUGGGCACAGCAUUACCAUCCUGGUAUCCAACGCUUCCCUCUUCAUUAAACCCAGGGCUGAGGCCACUGAGAAUUUUGUGGUCUAUAACGUGCCCUUCAAGAAAGACACCAUUGAGAACCUGAUCGAGGACGUAGUGGCCCUGUGGCUGAAUAACAGGCCAACCACCCUGACCUUCUGGCAGUUUUACAAGGAGCUUGGAAAACUGUCCAAAAACUGGCACCAGAUGAAUAGGCUAAUGUGUGAUGCGGUGCUAACCAACCGAGAGCUGAUGGCACACCUGCAGGGCUCUGGCUAUGACCUGCUGCUGUCAGACCCUGUGACUCUCUGCGGGGACCUCCUGGCUCUUAAGCUGGCCAUUCCAUUCAUCUACUCGCUGCGCUUCUCCCCAGCCUCCACUGUGGAAAGGCACUGUGGCAAGAUCCCAGCUCCACCGUCCUACACACCUGCAGCCCUGUCUGAGCUCACCGACUGCAUGUCCUUUGGUGAGAGAAUAAAAAAUAUCGUGUCUUACCACCUGCAGGACUACGUUUUCCAGAGCUACUGGGGUGAAUGGGAUAUCUACUAUAGCAAGGUGGUGGUCUGGCCCACUGAUGCAAGUCACUGGAUCAAUGUGAAAGUGCUGCUGGAAGAGCUUGUUCUCCGGGGUCAUGAGGUGACAGUGCUGGUGCCCUCAAGCAACCUGCUCAUCGACUACCGAGACACCUCCUCCCCCUUCACCUUUGAGGUUCUGCAAGUCCCCUUUACCCAGGAGAGCCUGGAUGCUAUCAUGGAGGACUUCCUCAAUUUCUGGAUUAAUGAGAUCUCUAAUCUCACCCCCUGGGAGAUCAUGUGGAGGAUGAAAAAGGACCUGGAAGUCUUUACCAAUAUGUCAAAGCAGACCUGUGACACCUUGGUGACGAAGCCUCAGCUGAUAGCAAAGCUGUGGGAGGCCAAGUUUGACAUUCUGAUCGCUGACCCCCUGUGUGUAGGCGGGGAGCUCAUAGCAGAAAUCCUAGCAAUCCCUUUUGUCUACAGCUUCCGCUUCUCUGAUGGAAACGUGGUAGAGCGGCUGUGCGGUGGGCUCCUGUCCCCACCUUCUUAUGUGCCUGCUAGCACAAUGCGGCUGACAGACCAGAUGUCCUUCGUGGAAAGACUAAAGAACUUCCUCUUUUACUUUUACAUGGAUUUAUUUUUCUUGAAGUUUUGGCAAAAUGAAUGGGAUAGGUACUACAGCAAUGUCUUAGGAAGGCCCACAACCCUGUGUGAGACAAUGGGAAAAGCAGAGAUAUGGUUAAUCAGAACAUACUGGGAUUUUGAAUUUCCACGCCCUUUCCUGCCCAACUUUGAGUUUGUUGGAGGACUUCAUUGCCAGCCUGCAAAGCCGUUACCAAAGGUCCUCUGGCGGUACAAAGGAAAAAAACCAGAAACUCUGGGCUCCAACACCAGGAUAUAUGACUGGAUACCCCAAAAUGAUCUGCUUGGCCAUCCCUUGACGAAGGCCUUUAUUACUCAUGGUGGGACCAAUGGGAUCUAUGAAGCUAUCUACCAUGGGAUCCCGAUGAUUGGGAUUCCCAUGUUUGCCGACCAGCAUGACAACAUUGCUCACAUGAGGGCAAAGGGAGCUGCGACCGAGCUGGAUUUCAGCACACUGGAGACACAGGACCUAGUUGAUGCACUGAAUACAGUCAUUAACAAUUCCACCUAUAAGGAAAAUGCUCUAAGGUUAUCCAAGAUACACCAUGACCAGCCAGUUAAGCCUCUGGACAGAGCUGUCUUCUGGAUUGAAUUUGUCAUGCGACACAAAGGAGCAAAGCACCUGAGACCAGCUGCUCACCAUCUCACCUGGUACCAGUACCACUGCCUGGAUGUUCUGGCGUUCUUGUUCACCUGUACAGCCAUUGCUGUCUUCAUUCUUGUCAAAUGCUGCUUAUUUUGCUGUAGGAGAUGUGGCAGGAUUGCAAAGAGGAAGAAAGAAUAGACAUGCUGCUCCCAUCAGCGCUUUUUCUUCUCCUAGGCUGAUUCAGCAAAUCAUUUAUGCACAUUUCUUAGUGAACAAAAUUAUUAGAAUAUGCUUUAAGCUGGGCAUAUUGUGAAGCAUGCUGUUGAACCGGGUCAUGCUAAAAAGCUGUUGUGGGACACAGCUGCUUGCUUAGCUGGAAAAUUCCUUCUGGCCUAAAUGACACUGAAUUAUAGUUGAAUUAUAACAGGUCCCUUGGGUAUGUAUAAUGGUAAUUGCUGCUUUAACUUUUCAAAUUCAUUUUGGUGUAUUUCAUAAAUUCAGCCUUCCCA